AUGUCAGACAAUAAACCUCCACCACCGCCCCCUUCCUGCACCGGAGGAGCUAGGCCCAAAAGUUUCACCUGCUGUAUUGAAGAUGAGAAGUUCCUCUCCAAGCAAAUAUUUUCCACCUCAUUCUUCCCGCGCUCUAGACCAGGAUCCAACCCCGGCAGGUCUUUACUUCUUCUAUGGUUCUCUGCAAGAUCCAAGUCUACUUGUAGAUAUUUUGAAACUCGAAAGCCCUCCCACUCUCCGGCCAGCGCACAUCAACGGCUUCACAAGCCGGCUUUGGGGUCAUUACCCAGCUUUACUAAGGGGGAUUUAGAUGACACAGUCACAGGUACUGUGUAUGAGGUACCUACUAUGAAUGGUGCCAAAAGGCUGGCAGAUUACGAAGGCCCCAGCUAUCAACCAAUACCCUGUGAUGUUCUAUAUGCCGAUGAUGAUGUUCCUUCUCAGGCAAAAGCAUAUGUGUUCCUUUUUGUUGGAAACUCGCGUGACCUGAGUGAGGGUUCAUUUGACCUGGAGAAAUGGCUGGAGAGAAGGGCAUUGAUGAAAGACACCAUGAAGCCUGUUCCUCCUGUGAGCACAAGAGUUCAUGCAAAGAACAUACACUACAAGGGUUUAGUCCUCCGACUUCAAACCGGUGAGGUUGUCAGCACCCACGAUGCAUAG
Messenger RNA from Penicillium brevicompactum, 660 nucleotides. RefSeq lists its product as uncharacterized. NCBI's taxonomy places the organism in Eukaryota, Fungi, Ascomycota, Eurotiomycetes, Eurotiales, Aspergillaceae. The record is from RefSeq and is a predicted model, not a curated record. The transcript is spliced from 2 exons. The coding region runs from base 1 to 660 and encodes 219 amino acids.